Molecule: messenger RNA, 1735 nt
Organism: Oncorhynchus gorbuscha (pink salmon)
Lineage: Eukaryota; Metazoa; Chordata; Actinopteri; Salmoniformes; Salmonidae
Product: S-adenosyl-L-methionine-dependent tRNA 4-demethylwyosine synthase TYW1-like
Exons: 3
Coding region: 126-746 (206 amino acids)
Biological process (GO): wybutosine biosynthetic process
Molecular function (GO): 4 iron, 4 sulfur cluster binding; FMN binding
Source: RefSeq, a predicted model, not a curated record
AUAAAGUGCCGGAGAGAUCCGUAUUCUAUAUGUAUAUGUUACAUAUUCUGCAUUUGUUUAUCUUGUGCCACUUUCCAGAUUUUUGAUGACAUCUCUCUCUACAGUGCUCCAACAAGUUGGUCUGUAUGUUCCUAUUGGCUGUGUACACUGACGGACAGCCCACAGAAAAUGCUGAAUGGUUCUGUAAGUGUCUGGAGGAGGCAUCCACUGACUUCAGAUAUGGGAACGCCUACCCGAAAGGACUGAGAUAUGCAGUGUUUGGCCUGGGCAACUCUGUGUAUGGCUGCCAUUACAAUACGGUGAGUAAGAAUGUGGACAAGUGGCUGUGGAUGCUGAGCGGCAUCCGGGUUCUGUCCAGAGGAGAUGGCAACUGCAACGUAGCGAAUAGCCACACUGGCAGCGUGCAUGCUGACUUUCUGGUCUGGAAGACCAAGUUCCUGAGCUGCCUGCAGGCCCUGGUUGCAGGGCAGAAGAAGGCCUGUAGUGGAAACUGUAAGAUGGGUAGCUCAUGUAAGACCAGGAACAGGAAGAAACCACAGUCAUCAGUCUUCUCCUAUCAGGCAUUUCCAGAACAGCUCAGCUCUGAGGAGGAGCUGGUAGAGUCCAGUAGUGACGAGGAGACAGCUGGGUCAGAGGAGAAUAGCCCAGGCUCAGUCAUCGAUGUGGAGGAUCUAGGAGACAUCUUGAACGGCAUCAAGAAAGCCAAGGUCAGUCAGAUACAAACCACACUCUGGGUUUUACACUAGCAUACUACCUAGAAAUUAAGCAAUGUAAUGGGCAUGCAUUAUACAAGGUUUGCUAGUAUGUAUACUUGAUUGGAACAUAGCCAUUUGUUCAAUUUCAGUUUCGACAUACAGUAUUUCAUGGUACUGUAUCUGUCACCAGAGCAUUUCAUAACUUCGUACUAUUGCUCCAUAAGUCAUUAUGCAGAUUUUUUAAACAACUUUUUUACAACUGCUUUACAACUUCUCCCGGCUGUUUUUGACAUGGCGUUGUACUACACCAGUCAAAGGCCACCUAUCCUCUGAUUUGCCGACAAGCACAUACUCUAUUUGGCUUCUGUGAACUCAGGCUCCAUGGGGACACCAGGGUGAGUGGGGUCCCCAUGGAAGGCCUCAUUGCCUUGCUUUAGCAGCUAACACAUAAGCUGAACAUGUGACUGUGGAGUAAACGUGGUUUCAUUGAAGGAAAAGCAGAGCGAGUGGCAGAUGGUCUGGUAGACACCAGCCUGGGCAGGAAAAGUGGGGACUUGCAUAAGAGUGAGCUGUGAACGUGCUCUGGACGCCCACUCCCCAGACUUCUGGGGAUGAGUGACUCAAGAUGAGAAGAGGGAGAGGAGACAUUUACAGUACUCCUCAUCUCGUUUUAGUUACACUCACUACUGAAGAAUGAAGGGAUGGAGAGAAGCAGUAAGAGCUGCAAAUAUCCAUCCCCUCCGUCUACCUUUCCAUUUGAUUGACAUGUUGAUGUGGGGAGAAGUCUGUCCAUAAUAAAGUGCUGCUCUGCCUUAACAACACUAUCAACAAGGCAGGUCCUAGAUUUGUCGCACAUUGACUGCUGUUCAGUCGUGUGGUCAGGUGCUACAAAGAGGGACAAUUGACUCAGAACAGGGCAACACGGCUGGCCCUUAAAUGUACAAGAAGAGCUAAUAUUAAUAAUAUACAUGUAAAUCUCUCAUGGCUCAAAGUGGAGGAGUGAUUGACUUCAUCACUACUUGUUUUUGUAAGAAGUGUUG